Messenger RNA from Balaenoptera acutorostrata (minke whale), 873 nucleotides. RefSeq names its product aminoacylase 3 (gene ACY3). The record is from RefSeq and is a predicted model, not a curated record. Gene Ontology annotation, molecular function: aminoacylase activity; hydrolase activity, acting on ester bonds. Lineage: Eukaryota; Metazoa; Chordata; Mammalia; Artiodactyla; Balaenopteridae. The transcript is spliced from 6 exons.
AUGCGCUGGCUGCUGGUGCCCUGAGAGGCCCUGCACCACGUGGCAGUGACCAGGGCCACUCACGGCAAUGAGACAGCUAGCGCCUACCUGGCCCGGCACUGGUUGCAGGUCCCAGGGGAGGUGCAGAGACUCAGCUUCUCCACUGUGCCUGUGCUGCUGGCCAGCCCGGUGGCCUCAGCCGCCUGCUGCCGCUACGCGGGCCAUGACCUCAGUCAUGCCUUCACCGGGUCCUUCCUAAAUGCCAGGGCCAACCCAGAUGACCCACACGAGGUGUCAAGAGCCAGAUAUCUGAACCACCUGCUGGGGCCCAAGGCCUCGGGCCGGCCUUCUACUUAUCCCAGACCUUCACAACACCAUGGCCUCACCUGGAAGGCACCUACAACGUUUAUGCCAUGUACCUGUGCCACCACCUACAGGGUGCUGCGGGCCAACGUUUUCACCAGGAUGAGGGUCCUGGUGGCCGCAGCUAUAGACUUCAUCGAGCUGUUCAAGAGACCCCCAGGAGGGCCUGGCAUGGAGAUGGAGGCAUACGGAACCGUAAGCAGCGUGGACUUCCCACGCACCGAGGCCGGGGACCUGGCCGGCACCGUGCACCCUCAGCUGCGGGACUGAGACUUCGAGCCACUGCGGCCUGGCGCACCCAUCUUCCAGAUGUUCAGCGGUGAGGACGUGCUCUGUGAGGGGGAGUCUGCCAUGGACCCUGUGUUCAUCAACGAGGUUGCCUACUACGAGGAGGGCAUUGCCUUCCUCCAGACUGAGAGGCUCACGUUCUCCGUGCCUGCCCUGCCCGCACUGGCCUCCACCCCGCCAGGGUCCCUAAUCCAGGCCACACCUGCCCGACCUCAGCCCGCCCUUCUGAACAGUGGGUCCUGA